Molecule: messenger RNA, 1131 nt
Organism: Solanum lycopersicum (tomato)
Lineage: Eukaryota; Viridiplantae; Streptophyta; Magnoliopsida; Solanales; Solanaceae
Product: ethylene-responsive transcription factor ERF011
Biological process (GO): regulation of DNA-templated transcription
Molecular function (GO): DNA-binding transcription factor activity; DNA binding
Source: RefSeq, a predicted model, not a curated record
GGAUUAAAAAAAAGAAUUUCAUUGAAUUAUUGUAAUCAUCUUUAUAUAGUUUAGAAAAUCCCAUUUUAUGUGUCGUCACCACUGAACCAAAUGACAACUGCUUUUCCAUUAUUGAAUUCCCUCUAAAUUUCCCUUAGCUCAUAUAAUACGCCAUCUCCCAUCAUUAGUGUGCAAAUUUGAUUCCACAACACAGAGAAAAAAUCCAAGAGAGAGAAGAGGGUAUUUACGCCUACAUCUCUAGCUAUAGGCUAUAUAGGUGAAAUUUGUGAGGAUUUUGGGGAGCUUUUAACAUGGCGGAUGGCCAACUACCACCAUAUCUUAUGAGUCAAAGAUGGAGAUAGGUGGUGGGGGUCAAAGUGGAGUUGCUGCAAAUUCAGGGGUUUGUUGUGGUGGGAAGAGAAAGAACGAAAAGCCCUAUAAAGGGAUUCGUAUGAGGAAGUGGGGAAAAUGGGUUGCAGAAAUUAGAGAACCCAACAAGCGUUCGAGGAUUUGGUUGGGUUCGUAUUCAACGCCGGUGGCUGCGGCUCGGGCUUAUGAUACGGCGGUCUAUUAUCUAAGAGGCCCUUCGGCCCGAUUGAAUUUUCCCGAGUUGUUAGUUGGUGAUGGUGGGCUUAAUGAUUUGUCUGCUGCUUCGAUUCGUAAAAAAGCCAUAGAAGUUGGUGCUCAAGUAGAUGCUGUACAGAACUCGCUUGCAACCCAUCAUAACCAUACAGAGGAAAAGGUGCACUCUGAGACGGCAAGCCCCUCAGAAUUGAAGCCUUGUUGGUUUCAAGAGAAGCCCGAUUUAAACUUGAAGCCCGAGCCCGAAGAUCCAGAAGUGGAUUACUGGUAAUAUUUAGUUAAUAUCGAUAUUACCAAUAACAGUAUCUCUACUAGUGUAAUUUUUAAUUAUUUUUUUGGCUUUUUGUUGGUUGGGGGAAGAGGAAGUGCUUUGGUAAGAAUACAAGCGCCGCUCCAGGUUGUGUAGCUUGGUAGCCUAGGAUUGUUAUAUUCUUAAAAAGAAAAAACUAUCACCUCUUUCUUUAAUUUUACUUUAUUUUUAAGAACAAAUUAUCAGCUGAACAGUUUUGGUGUUGUAAGAUGUAAAGGGGAUUUGUGUUAUCAUUUUGUCUAAUCGCAAUUCUGUUUGUA